Branchiostoma belcheri (Belcher's lancelet) is the source of this 3174-nucleotide messenger RNA. RefSeq names its product methionine synthase reductase-like. Gene Ontology annotation, molecular function: FMN binding; flavin adenine dinucleotide binding; [methionine synthase] reductase (NADPH) activity. Gene Ontology annotation, cellular component: cytosol. Bases 110 to 2650 code for a protein of 846 amino acids. The record is from RefSeq and is a predicted model, not a curated record. Gene Ontology annotation, biological process: homocysteine metabolic process. The transcript has 17 exons. Lineage: Eukaryota; Metazoa; Chordata; Leptocardii; Amphioxiformes; Branchiostomatidae.
UAAAGCAGCAGCUUGCCGGUUGUCGGCAUUUUCGCACUCGCUCGCAAUGCGUGGCGGAUGUGCCGUCGCUUGCUCCCAUUAGACGUCGUUUUUCGCUGGUUAUCGGAUAAUGCCCAUGAUGCCAGCCCAGAACAACCGCCUAGUCCUCCUGUACGGAUCCCAGACUGGCCAGGCGAAGGCCAUCGCUGAGGAGAUACACGACAACGCCGAGAAACACGGGCUCAGGACAGACCUGUUUGGGCUGGAACUGACCGAAAAAAAGUUUGAUGUGACAAAGGAGUCGUGCGUUGUGUUUGUGUGUUCCACCACGGGAGACGGAGAACCACCAGACAACGCCCUGAAGUUCUUCCGCAGACUUAAGAAGAAGACACUGCCAUCAGACCACUUAUCUCACCUCAACUUCGCACUCUUGGGUUUAGGAGACUCCAACUACACCAACUUCUGCAACUGUCCUAAAACUCUGGACAAGAGGCUACAAGAGCUCGGGGCUAAACCAUUCUACCCCACGGGGUACGCAGACGAUGCUGUUGGUCUGGAGAUUGUGGUGGACCCGUGGAUAGAAGGGUUAUGGACGGCUGCGCGGAAACAGCUGGGGCUGCCGCCUGAGAGCUGCACUGUUGCCGGGGAAACCGUAGCCAUGGAGACCACAAACAAUACACAAACCCCGGGAGGUGUCACAGACUCCGUAGGUCCAGAUAGUGGAGAAACAGAAGGAAAGAUUGAUAUAAAAGAGGAAAGAACUCAAACUGAUGGAACAGAGAUGAGUGGACAUCAUGAUAAUGAUAAUCCAGAAAGUGACAAAGUCAGUGAGAAAACUGUUACUGUAACAAGUGCAAAAUGUUGUGAAGACAACACAGAUAAUUGCGCUAGCCUUGCACAUGAAAAUAACACACACAGUGUAAAAUCAAAAAACCCAGCUGGUGUCAGUAUUACUGAGCAAACUGUAGGUCCAGUAACUGAAAAAAGCACUGCAGCAGAAAGCUGCACUGAUGCCACAGACACCGAAAUGACGGAAAAAUCAGGAAACAACAAAACAGCAGAAGCUAGCGGCACAGGGCAACAUAACCUAGAGGACCAUACCUCUAACAGCAAUGACACAGAUGGACAAGUUGUGGAUGCUGUGAAAGAACAGGCUGGUCCCUCCCUUACAGUGUCUGUCCCCCCUCUGAGUGAUAGUGGACUGACCCUACCAGCCAAGCCUGUGCCAUAUUUGGAAGUGGAGUUUCACCCAGAAGAAAGUCUGUGUGUUGAGGAGCUGCCCUUGCAAGGUGGUUGUCCCUUCCCCUCAGCAGCUACUGAUGUUGUCAUGGCAACAGUUACCACGGCAACUCGACUCACCAGGCAUGACGCUGUGAAGACAGCUCUGGACAUAGAACUGGAUGUCUCUAAUACAUGUUUUAAGUACGAGCCUGGUGACUCUUUUGGCGUGGUUUGCCCAAACAACGAGACUGAAGUACAGGAUUUGAUUAACAGACUGGGCCUCACAGACCAUGCUGACAUGACCUUCAGUGUCAAGGUCGUCCAAGGAUCCAAGAAAAGAGCAGCUGCAGUGCCAGCACACCUGCCUGCCAGGUGCACCAUCCGCCACGCUCUUCUCACCUGUCUGGAGAUUAGGGCCGUUCCUAAAAAGGCCUUCCUCAGAAUGCUGGUGGAACACACCAGUGAUGCUGUGCAAAAGCGCCGCCUACAAGAACUGUGCAGUAAACAGGGUACUGCAGAUUAUGCCGCCUUCAUCAGGGAACCGAAUCUGAGGCUGCUGGAUGUGCUGACAGCUUUCCCCUCGUGCUGCCCUCCAUUUGAGCGGUUGUUAGAAAUGCUGCCAAGACUUCAACCAAGACCAUACUCUGUAUCAAGCUCCCCUCUGGUCCAUCCAGACAGACUACACUUUGUCUUCAACAUCGUGCACAUCCCAUCAGGCAAUGGGAGGGCCACUGCCUGCACUGGAGUCUGUACAGGAUGGCUGGACAGGCUCACCAGGCACAUCCAGACAGGGGUGUAUGGGGACAUUGCUGAGGGCAGUCUCACCACGCACAUACAGCCAGGGGUGUAUGGGGACAUGGCUGAGAAGAUAGGCCAGAUGUCGCUUAACGAUCCACUGACGGUUCCAAUUUACCUGAGAACAAACAACCACUUCCGACUUCCCUCUGAUCUCUCUGCUCCAAUCAUCAUGGUAGGGCCAGGAACGGGUGUGGCACCUUUUGUAGGAUUCCUACAGCACAGGGAGAAACAGAGAGAGCUAUCCCCUGAUGCUGUGUGUGGGCCCAGCUGGCUCUUCUAUGGAUGUAGACACAGAGACAGGGACUAUCUCUACAGGGAAGAACUGGAGCGGUUGGCGGCAGCAGGCAUACUGAACCACUUGGUGGUGUGCUUCUCCAGGGAGGAGCCUGUUGCCAUGGAAACAGAUGGGGCUCCGCCCGCCCGUUAUGUACAGGAUAACCUCCAUCACCAUGGUGAUGAGGUUGGGAGGAUGUUGCUGGAUGAAGGAGCCAUUCUCUAUGUUUGCGGGGAUGCCAAAAACAUGGCCAAAGAUGUGAAUGAAGUCAUCACACAGAUUGUACAGAAAUACAAAGGUUGUACCAUCCAAGAGGCUAGAAACACCAUCUUCCAACUGAGACAGGAUAGACACUACAUUGAGGAUAUCUGGACUUGAAGUGUUGUAUACAAGUCUUAAGUUUGCCAGCCAUCAUACAUUGGAUUUAAGCAGCUUUAAAGCCUGUCACCGUUUUAGUGGAUAUACAGUACCAGUGGUUACAAUUCUUCUGCAGUAUGUUAUCAAGUCAAUAGGAGGUGCUAGAGGAGCAACUAUUUUAGUUACUACAAUUUUAUCUUUCUAUGUCACAGUGAGUAUAAGAAGUUGAAGAAGUAAAGAAAAGGAUGAGUCAGUUGCUCUGCGCUGAGAUGUUUUAAAGAUGACAUGACCAUAAACCUUAAAGCUGUAAUAUGAUCAGUAUGAUAAUACUAGUAGUAUGCAGAGAGUUAUGUUCUUGAAAAAGAUGGUAUGCAUGAAAAAGAUGGUAGAUCUCCAAAGAUGUACAAAAACAAGCUGAAUCUGUACACCUGCUUACAAUUGCAGAUAGUGAGAGAUAGCAUAUUCUUCAUGAAUAAAAAUAUAUCACAGGCGAAGUUAAAACACCAUAUGAAGGGCUUUUGAAGUGUGGCCUUAGAUUGUAUGUU